Hyaloscypha bicolor E is the source of this 2114-nucleotide messenger RNA. RefSeq lists its product as uncharacterized. The record is from RefSeq and is a predicted model, not a curated record. The transcript is spliced from 4 exons. NCBI's taxonomy places the organism in Eukaryota, Fungi, Ascomycota, Leotiomycetes, Helotiales, Hyaloscyphaceae. Bases 127 to 1890 code for a protein of 587 amino acids.
CUCGUUGGAUUCUUUGCUACUGCGUAUCUGGCCUGGAUUCUGCUCGUUAUACAUUAUGUAUAGGUCUUCGAUCCCGCUGAGGCUAGUCUUGCCAAGGAGAAGCGCCCAACGAACCCCAUCGAUAAGAUGCUUGUGGAGUUCAUCACGAGAAUUACCAAGCGUCCAGAAAAGACCAAAAAGAUAUGGAGCAAUGCUCUGGAAAAGAUGAUCCUUAUGAUGAGUGAUCAACAAAUGAUCACUGGCAUUGCACUAAUGGUCAGCGCAAUAACACAAUUGCGUUGCGGCAUAUCGGCAUACCACUGGCAAAUCACCAUUUACUUGGUGUGGUUUUCUUCCUUCACACACUUGGCCACGUUGACAUUCCUCCGGGGAUAUCUACAUGAAAAUUCGCCACUGCGAUGGUGGAGGCUUUUCUUCAUGACAGCCUUGAUUGGACUGCUAACAGCGGCUCUGGUACCUACAAGGCGCGGAGACUGGCUCCCUGACGACCAAACCGCCAUGAGUGGUACGCCAGCACUAUGCAUGUUCAAUUAUCCACGAAGUCCCCCUGAAUCUGCGUCAUUGAUAACUAUGCUUUUCUCAAUCCUGGUGCUAAGUAUAAGCUACACUACUCGAGCAAUCAAGCUCUUCAAAUGGAGCUCUGAAGCCAGCAGAAGGAUUUUUCGCACGAUUCCUGGAAAUGCAUUCAAAAAGCAUCUUGAAGUCCUCUACACUGGUAGCCAGAAAACCAAAGCCAACAAAUGGAUAUUCUAUAUUCCGUAUUAUGUCAUUUUGGCAGUCUUUCUUGUCAUAAGGUCAUGGAUGGAUUUCCUGGAGAGCAUGUUCUGGGAAAUAACCUGGCUCCUGAUUGCCUUACUCUGGGGUACUCUUCGGCUACUUUCUACUAGGAACUCCACUAUAGAUCAGGACAACGAUAUUCUUGUGGAGAAUUCUUGGGGUUUCGGCCAAUGCCUUUCUACCGCAAUGGUUCUUCUUUUGCUUUUCUCGGGCAUCGAGACAUACCUUGAAACCAAACGGCUUAUUGCACAGAGUUUAUUGACUCCCCCGCAAAAUGUGGACAAUUCAUCGACCGGCAAUGUCGACGAUGCUGAGAACAGAGCGGUUUUGCCCCCUUCAAAUGGGGACAGAAACACUUCCGCAUCCCCUGAGACAUCGCCAAUCGAACGUGCUUCCGCAGAAACUGCAGAUAUUACUGAUCAUGGAAUCGUUGCGACCGAGACGGACGACCAGUUGCAAAGAAUUACACGAUCAGCGACCGUCCUAAGCUGGGAAGAAAGAUCAAUGGAAACCUCGUCCCGCCGACACAAUCCAGUCCAGAUUGUCGGUUCCCUUUUCGAGCUUGAAAGAUCCCCUAAUACUGCAUCCACACACCCCGAAACGCGUAUUGAGCCGCAACUCGCUCCACACAUGCGAGAUUACUAUGAUGACAAGUGGUAUAGAGGUCUGGUUUAUCAUAAUUUCCUCAUAAUUACCGUACUUUCGGGCGGAAUCUUAAGUGGUGCAAGUGGCAAGACCGCCGGUUUUGACGGCCUCUUCGGCAAUGCACGACACGUGGGUGCAAUGAUGUUGCAUUUAUUCAAUUGGGUACUGGUAUAUGCUCCCCUGUCAUCGUGUUUCAUUACCUUGCCUUAUGUUCUGUUCCGCGAUACACACAGGAUACGCUUGAAACGGAUCCACACGUUUGCUUCUCGCGUUUACUGGUACCAGAUAACUGCGUUGGCCUUUGCUUUUUGUCUGUUGUUCGCUGUACCUAGUGUAUCCUGGAAGGCUCUUCUACCAAAGAAUGGGGAUGCUUUGUUUGCCUUUUGGUUUUAUUUUAGCAUUUUUUUCGGAUAUCGUUGUUGGUAUAAGGUAAUAUACGAAAAGUUGAAGAGAGAGGCGAGGACUUGAGUGGGCAAUGCGAAGAAUGGCUCUGAGCUUGAGGAGUAGAUCCUGCCCUUAUUCCAAGGUUAAUUGGAUGGGCUCCAAGAAAAGCUGCCCUAGAGUUGGAACCGAUCAAGUUGUAAUCGAGCUUGGAGACACUGAUGAUUGAGCCUACGUGCAAGCCGAAGGGCAAGGAGGUCUGGGAAUUGAGGAGAGUUGGGGUUGAAAGUAGCUAGAUGUUUGAGAGGAGG